Messenger RNA from Symbiodinium pilosum, 681 nucleotides. Lineage: Eukaryota; Dinophyceae; Suessiales; Symbiodiniaceae. The record is from the annotation of a GenBank genome assembly.
AUGGGGAACUGUGUGCACCCUGAGAUUGGAGUGGGACAUGAAGAGCGUUUCCCCGCACAAGUGGUGCAUAUAGGUGAACUUGUCAAACCCUCGGCCAUUGAACCAAUCCAGAGCGAAGUGGAUGUGGUGGACGAAGAUGCAGAAACCCUAGCAGGAUCAGAAAUUUUCACUCUUGAACGAUCAUCGAGAUCGCUGUCCUCGGAGUCCUCUUCGCCACUCACUCCUCUGAGCUCAGCUACUGACUUCAGUGGCAAGUGGGUCUGCUCCAGAGUAGAGGGGGACUGGGAGGCCUACCUACGAGAGCGCGGGACCUCGUGGAUGAUGCGCAGACUGGCUGCCAGCAUCGGCUACGGUGUUGGGAAACACACCCAAACCAUCAUGCAGAAUGCCGAUGAGCUGGAAGUCUUUAAUCUCGUGGUGUCGACCGGUCCACCCAAGGAAGAGAGAUGCGUCAUCAAGGCAGAUGGCACAGAACAGGAGAUUUUGGAUCCUGACGGGCUACUCUUCAGACAGAAGACCCGCUGGAUGGAUGGUGUACUUGUCUCGGAGCAAUUCCAAUCCGGAGCGCAUGUGCCCUGCGCGCCUGUGACUCUCAAGCGCUUCAUGCAAGGUCAUGAAAUGUGCACAGAACGGACCACAGCCAAGGGGGUAAUGGUCCGACGCUUCUACAUUCGCGCUUGA